Molecule: messenger RNA, 4654 nt
Organism: Ostrea edulis (European flat oyster)
Lineage: Eukaryota; Metazoa; Mollusca; Bivalvia; Ostreida; Ostreidae
Product: rho guanine nucleotide exchange factor 3-like
Exons: 15
Coding region: 1949-3793 (614 amino acids)
Biological process (GO): positive regulation of Rho protein signal transduction
Molecular function (GO): guanyl-nucleotide exchange factor activity
Source: RefSeq, a predicted model, not a curated record
CAGUUUGGGGUUGUGCAUAAAGUACUAAAAGUUUAUCAAAUUGCAGGAAACUCAAAGUAUAACAAUUCAUUCAUGACAUUGAGAUAUACAUGCAUGUAGUAGGCCUAUCUUGGUUGUUGUUUCUUUGUUCUUAGAGAGGGGGAGAGGGGACAGCCUGAAUACACUUACAAAGUUUAAAUUUUAAAAUUCUUGACAAGCAAGAAAAAAAAAAGAAGGAUAUAUAGGACUUCGAUCUGCCCAAAUCUUAAUACCCUUUAAAUCGUAGGAGGGGCAAAGGUUGGUUCACUACACGUAUACAUGUAUCUUCAAAUCACAAGGGCCCGUUUUAUGGUUACAAUGAGUUUGUGCUUCGAAUCUAAAACUGCUUCGCACUUUUAUUCAGUUUGUGAGUAAAAUGUCCGGAAUUUACACAUCGAUAAAUUCUUCAAAAAGAAUGUUUAAUCCUAUAAUAACGGAAAAAGUAAAUUGUAAAGAGGGGACAGAUCAGGCCCCCUACCCAUCCGAACCUUUUGUUUCAACGUGCCUUGUUAAAACAUUUCUUUACGUAUUAGGCCUAAAUCUAAAACAGCUGAGCACCAUACUGUUAAUUUUUUCCUUCAUUGUAAAUCAAUGUAAUUAAUAAUGAUCCACAACAGUUCCUACAAAAUCAGACAGCAAAAUUAACGGGGAAACCUGUAUUCUGUGGUGUUUUCGUUAGUCGCUUUUCGUUUUGUCAUCUCGUAAAAUGGCAAAAAUCAGCCACCAUAGUAAAUAGUAAAAAAUGGCUAUAUAAGAGACAUAUUUCAAUCCAUAUAAAAUCCAGGAAAUUCCAUGGGCUUCUUUAUUGACAUAUACAUGUCUCUGUAUAUAUAUUAUAUCAACCUAAAUGUAUCCGGAAAAGAGUCGUAUUGAAUUUACAAUUUAGUCACGACAAAGUAGAAAGCUGUAAUGUGAUUGGCUGAAGUUGAGAAGAAACACUCCCGCUGAUUAGUUGCUAAAUACGGUUUACAUCGCCGCCAUUUUCAAAACAAAAGCUCAUUUAAAAUAAAUCCGAAAAUAGAAAUAGGCACAUGUAGAUAUGCCUUCGGCAGAGGACGAAAGUUUAUUUAGGUAAGAACUCUUAUUUACAUUCUCAUUUUAUUAGCAAAGUAUUCAACAUUGCCUGUUUUUAGGUAAAAAUUAUGUUUACACUUUGGGACCAAGAUAUUAUGUAAUGAUGUAUAAUAAAUGUUGUUAUUGUUGUUUAUUUAUGUUGCUUUACGUCCCAUUCAAGAAUAUUUCACUCUUAUAAAGUUGUUACCAGCUUUAGAAUAGCAAAGUUCCACAUUUCGAGAGAUCUGUAUUUUCCGCAACAAUGGAGCUGUAAAUUGCUGUAAAAACACAGAAAACGACCGGAAUAUGGCACUUAUAUUUUUCAAUUUCAAGUAUUUGGUGCACUGAAAAUGAUUUAAAUAAAUUUUCGUAGUAUAUAAGUGAUGAUAUGAUAUUGAAACUCAGUCAGGUUGAAUUUCUUUGGAUGACCACAUUUUAGUUUUCCUAUUCCCAUAAUUCUGUUAUUAUUUUACUGUCUUUGAUAUAUUAAUCCUACAAUCAAGGUUAUAUUCACUCUGCACAUGGGUAAUGCAUUUUGGAAAUAAAGUGUAGGCCUAUGUAAUUGAGGAUUCUUUGUUUACACGCUUCCCAUUAUCACUAAUAUGUUUUACGGUGUGACCGUUGAGUUCAGCGAAGACCCUUUACACGUCAUCUUGCAAUAACGACUUUUAGACAUCUAAUCCACCUAUUCAUUCAAUGCAGGAACUUUGGGGUUUAUAUAAACAGUGCAUUUUGACAUAUCAGCUGCAAUGUUUUUGUUUCCCCUUUUUUACCAAUUAACAACAAACUUAUGAAGAUAUGAGAAAGCUUGUUUGGAAUUUAAAAACGUUUAUGAUUCUUUCUUAACUAUUUAUUUGUUUUACCUACGGGGUUGUCCAUGAAGUUUACCGCAGUGAUGGCGAUAUUUUUCCAAAAGCAUUACGGAUUACCAGAAGUGAAAAAUGAGAAGAAAUCAAGGAGACAUUCAAUUAUUGGACUAGGGUUUGACCUACCAAAAUUGGGAAAGCGAAAAAGAAAAGCUGCAGAUGAUGAUAGCAUCAGUAUCCAAAGUUGUGACACAAGUAAAUAUAAGAAGAAGAGUAGAAAAUCGAUACUUAGAGUUUCUUCCAUUGCCAACCUUUUGUCUCCUUCCAAGUCCAUCAAGCGGGAAAAUGAAUUCCAGAGGACAAUCAGUUUUAAAGUGCCUCCAUCCCCAACCACUAAGCAUAAUGUGACCCCGUACAAGGCCCCCCAGCCAUCCCCAGCCAAGCAGCGACUGAGUCGAACUUGGAGCGAAAUGAUGAAUACAGUGGGACAUAUCCCCUUGCAGCUGUCUCACAGGGACAUUAAAAGACAAGAGGCUAUAUAUGAGUUGUAUCAAGGUGAAAGUGAUUUAGUAGAGGAUUUAACCAUCGUUAAAAAGACAUACAGGGACUCCAUGGAGAAGCUGCAUCUGAUGACAGAAUGGGAACUCAGCCAGAUAUUUGGCCCAGUUGACAAACUUAUUCCUAUUCAUGAAGAGCUUGCUAGUAGCUUACAAAAUCAGAGGUUACCAGAUGGAACAACUAGAGAUGUUGGAGUUCUUCUUGUGGAUUGGGUGCAGAAGUUGGAGGAGUAUGUUCCAUUUUGUGCCAAUCAGGUGUUUGGAAAAGCCAUGCUGGACGAGAAGAAGAAUGACCCAGCUGUUGAUGAUUUUUUACAGAGAUGCCAGGAUUCUCCAUUUAGUCGUAAACUGGAUCUUUGGACUCUUUUAGAUGGUGCCCGAGGGAAGUUCAUGAAAUACCCUUUACUUCUUAGAGCCAUUCACAAAUACACUUGCGACACAAAUGAGGAUAAAGAAUACCUGAAAGAUGCAAUUAAGAUUGUAGAAAGAAUAAUAUCUGCAGCAGAUCACAAAACAGGAGAAGCUAAAUGCAGAUAUUUUGCUGGGAGGAUUUCCUUUCUGUAUGAGGAGGAGUGUGAGGCCUUGCAAAAUUCCACGAUGCUGCUGUGUAAUGGAAGUCUGAAGAACAAUAAAGGCAGCAAACUUCACAUUUUCUUGUUUAACGAAGUCCUUGUUGUGACCCGAUUGGUCAACAACAAUGGUCAUCAAGGAUAUCAGGUUUACAGACAGCCAAUUCCAGUGGAGGAUCUGAUAGUGGAGGACCUUAAAGAUGGAGAGGUCAAGGUCGGAUCAUUUAGAAGUGCAUUUGGAUCGGGGCAGACAGCAAAGAAUGUCUUUCGUGUGGGAUUCUUGGAUGGAAGCAAGGGACAGUCUCAUACAUUAAUAGCUGUUGAUGAACAUGAUAAAAGGCAGUGGUUGCAAUGUUUGAAAAGCAGUUUGAAGAUGGUGAAGAAGCCAUUCAAGAAAUUGGAUGAGGAUCAUCUUGGUCUUCGUCCUGAUCCAAUAGGACAGUCGUCAGAAUCCGAGACAGAGUUACAGCCCUUCCCAGAGGCAGAUCUACAGUCUUUAUCUGAGAACGAAAGCGAGAACCUCACUUCAGAUGGGUCACCGGGGGAGAUUUUUGGGAAGGUCAUGAGAAGGUCCCUAGAGAAGGAGAAUGUGAAGGUCAUCAGGAAAAACUCCCUGACCUCUCUGUCCAGUAUAGCUUCCUCUCUGAGAAGUUCAUCUUCCUCUCUGAGAAGUUCAUCUUCCUCAUUAAAGAGUUCAACUUCUUCAUUGAAGUCAAGAAAAAGUUCCUCGUCCUUAAGAAAAACAUCAAGAAAAUCUAAAUCAGAUUUAAAAUCAGGGAAUAAGAAAUAAUCUGUCGCACUGCACUCUCCAGAUUGCCGUCAUUGAUAUUCUCAGAUUUUAAUGGCCAUUUUAACGUAUGUGAAACAGGAUUUUGAGGAAGAUUUCAUUUUCUACAUACUUGGUUCCAGUAAAAGAACAUCCAAGUCUGUGGGUGUAGUAUGUACAGGAAAGUGUUCAUUUCAAAUACUGAAUCUGAAGGCAGCAACAGCAUUAAAGGUUGUUCAAAUCAUGGUCACAAAAACUUCUUUACGCCAAAUUACCGAUCAUUGACAUGUUUUAGUAUGACUGAGAUCAACGCUAUGUUCAUGAGUGGUGUUAUGGAUUCUGUUGUAUAUUUCAUUGUAGAUGUUCGUUACAGUCCCUGUUUAACCUGUCUUUGAGCUGUUUAUAUUGUAACAUCAUUUGAUUUAGAAUGGAAAAACAUGUUAAAAAUCCCUGUCCAGGAAGUAAAAUUCCCUGUACAGAAAACAUGUAUUUUGCAGAAAUAAGUCCCUCCUUUUCUUUUGAAACAUUGAUAGUUUAUGCUGUACAUUUUUCUUGGCUCUAGUGACUGUUUUAAUUGCCUGACGUAGUAAUAAUAACCUGGAUCCAGUUACACAAUAUUUAAAGAACCAGGUUCAGUUGAUUCCAGUUGAAACAGAUGCUUAACUUUCUUUAUUUUCAGAAUAAAUAUAAACUGGAAAAUUCUUACUUUUAUAAGGUUUAAAACAUUUCUUCAAUAAAGUCAUGAAAUAAUAGGUCAUGCAGAUUUGUAAAGGUCUUGAUUUGUAUGGGGAAAUGCUGUAUUUAACAUAUAUUAUGAAGAAAUUGGGUAUGAGCACUUUGUAGCCCUUUAUCCAAACAAAUAAAUGAUGUACUAUGUAUCAGUAA